AUGCAGAAAGUGAAAGCUAUCGUACCUUCUUGGGACACCACCAAGAACCAAAGCAAGAAGGGCUUCGACAAAGUAUGGGGAUGGGCUGACAAGCUGGGUGCACCAAUCAACAGGCUGUCAAAUCGUAUCGGCAGUGAGGCCUUUUGGCCUACAACUCUUGAUAAGGAGAGCGAUAAAGCAGCUAGGAUCUUAAGAUCAUUUUGCAAGGAUGGUUUCUAUACUGAAGAAGACAAGCCGGCCGAUGCCGAGCAGGCCGGGCCAAAGCAAAAACAACGCGUGCUAAAAAAGAUUCCACAGAAGGUAAUCCAGAAUGCUGUCGGCCUUGCCAUCUUCACAACUAUGCGAACUGGCCUAUGGGUUUCUGGGGCUGGUGGAUCGGGAGUUUUGGUAGCAAGAAAUGAGGAAGAUGGCUCAUGGUCUCCUCCAUCUGGCAUCAUGCUGCAUACGGCUGGUCUAGGAUUCCUAGUUGGAGUGGACAUUUACGAUUGCGUCGUUGUGAUCAACAACCGUAAGGCUCUGGAAGCAUUCACUAAGAUCCGGGCGACUCUUGGUGGAGAGAUAAGCGCAGUGGCUGGACCGGUUGGAGCUGGUGGUGUCCUUGAGAAUGACGGCAAAUGGAAACAAGCCAACAGGCCCGUUUUCACUUACUUGAAGUCGAGGGGAUUCUACGCCGGUGUCCAGGUUGAUGGAACGGUCAUCAUUGAACGCUCAGACGAGAAUGCGCGUUUCUAUGGCGAGGAAAAGAUUGGGGUGGCCGAUAUCCUGGCAGGGAAAACACGGCGUCCUCCUGAGAUCAAGAUGUUGAUGGAGACACUUAAAGCUGCCGAAGGUCGGGAUGAUAUUGACAAAGAGCUGCUGGAGGAGCUGGAUGGGCAGCCUCCGCCAGGCGAUGUUGAUGUUGACAAACCCAGUGAGGGGAGCGUCUUUGGUAUUCCUGACCCUGAAGAUCCUGAUCCCUAUGGUGUCCAUGCGCUCGAGAAAGAAGGACUCGAGAUACGCGAUGCUGCAACUCAUUCAAGACCUUCUAGUCAGGCAUUUGAGUACAGCCCCAGCCCAAAUAGUCCAACCUACAACAAGUUCUACAGAAGGAGCUUGGAGACGGGGAUGAGAAGCAACCGAGACAGCUAUUCCUCAACGCCGAGUCGAGGCUAUACAACGUCUGAGGCUGGGACGCAGACUGAGCCUGUGUUGAUAACACCUGUCACAAACAACACACCUCACAGGAAGAGCCCAAAGUUAGGGGAGAAACUUCAUGACGAUGAUUCUAGCGUGUAUGAGGAUGUCCGCCUGGAAGAAGACUUCCGAUCACCAUACGAUGGAACAUCAGAGUCCCCCUAUACUACAGCUGACAGUUUCAUCACACCACCACUUGGGCCGCCACCGCUUCCGGCUAGGAGUUCAGUCAUACAGUAG
Molecule: messenger RNA, 1413 nt
Organism: Fusarium sp. VM40
Lineage: Eukaryota; Fungi; Ascomycota; Sordariomycetes; Hypocreales; Nectriaceae
Source: the annotation of a GenBank genome assembly